Messenger RNA from Ostrea edulis (European flat oyster), 2363 nucleotides. Its product is annotated as adenosine receptor A1-like. The transcript is spliced from 2 exons. Bases 951 to 2249 code for a protein of 432 amino acids. Gene Ontology annotation, molecular function: G protein-coupled receptor activity. NCBI's taxonomy places the organism in Eukaryota, Metazoa, Mollusca, Bivalvia, Ostreida, Ostreidae. Gene Ontology annotation, cellular component: membrane. Gene Ontology annotation, biological process: G protein-coupled receptor signaling pathway. The record is from RefSeq and is a predicted model, not a curated record.
UGCGAUAAAACGGUUCCCCUCCCCUUCCGUCAGAAAAUCUCUUUUAAAAUUCAUUUUUUUCCCUUCCACAUGCACAAAUAUGCCUUUGGGACAGUAAUGUCUUCCAAACCAAUGGAAGGGCCCAACCAGUUCGACUUUGUGAAAUAGUAUAAAUUUGUUCUUUUUGAUACAUGCAAUAGUUAUUGAAACGUAGUAUCGAUUUGCACAAUUUAUUAUGUGUACAUGCUCAACAGCACGCCAUAAAAAAGGAGUCAUUGCAUAUAUAACACAGCUUGUCCUCUCCGUCCAUACGGAAAACGAAUUAAUCUUCAUAUCCAGUUGUACAUGAAAGCGCUAUAAUAACUCUCAGCACCAGUGACGUAUUCAAGGGCACACAGACACCAGGUAAAGUGCAUAUAUCCUACCUUUUGAACCCUGGUUUUUUAGUCGUUUCCAGAAACAAUUCGUGUGUCAUCUUAAUCGCCAAAAUGUACUUUAUUAUGAUUACACUGAAUUUUGUAAUAUCUUCAUUAGCACCUACUAAUAGUGUCUCUUUUUGUGUCGUUAUCGCCACAGCCUCUCUCCCAUGCCACAUAUAUUUCGUCCCUUUUAAACAAUCAUUUGUCUUGUAAUAGAUCGCAUGCACUUAUCAACAGUUAUCUCCUUAAAUGCAUUGAAGUAAUCGAAGUGCUGAUUUGUUGACAAUUUGCUGGUCCGUGAUAUUGACAGGUGCGAUGUGAGAAGACCUGGCUGUGUUUACUGUGAUGUCAUUGAUGGGGACAUGUGACACCCUACAGGUGCUCGAUUCCCUAUGGAUAGGGAACUCCAUCAAUAAUGAAUGCACGAGACACGUGAGAGAACUGGCCCGCCGAUACCGCUGCAAUAUUCAGGAUUUUGUGAAACACAGGUUUAUCAACAACUCAGAUAAGACGUAAGAGAAAGCAACUAAAACAUUUCGUGAUGCCGGAGGGAUGAACACAUCGUCAGUCUCUAACUUCACAGCGCAUGCGUCACUGGAAGAGGAAAUUCAACAGAGGGUAUUGUAUUUUCUCCCACUUUUAUUCGUGUGGGGAGCGCUUGGAGUCCUCUCUAUUCUAUCAAAUGUAAUAUUCCUGUUGUUGUCGAAGUUCACGACGGGUGGUAGUAGCCCAGUUUUAGUUUUCAUGAGGAGUAUAUGUCUGGCUGACGUCAUGACGGGACUUUACGCAGUCUUCAAAGCAGUGGUUUUUAAUUCUAUGCAAAGCACAAAGGUCAACUGUUUUCUUCCGGACAGCAUUCUGAUCACAGCGACGACCGCGUCCGUGUGUACGCUUGUGUGGCUGCACGUGGAUUGCUGCUUGCGAUUUACACACCCAUUGAAAUAUAUUGUUCACAUUAAAAAAGAAAAUAUCAUAACGGGGAUGGUGCUGAUGUGGAAUAUUUCGUUUGUUCUUGGUUUCUUACCCUUGAUGGGCUGGAAUAACGAGGACGCCAUUUGCGCAUACCACAGAUUCUACUCUUCCAGAUAUGUGUACUUUAUAGCCUCGUUAUGGUGUACAGGGCUGAUUUCAAGUGUUGUGAUGGAGGUUGUCCUUAAACGCUAUAUGUUGAAAGUGAACAAGAAUCAACAUUUAUUAACGGUGAACAGCAGGGAAUUUGAACGUUACCAGAAUCUCAUAUCAACUAAUCGAAUUGAAUUAAUUGGGUGGUUUUCGUGUAUUGUACUUUUGGGAAUAUUCGCCACUCUUAGCGUCGUUUUAUUUCGUAAAUUCCGUCAUUUUGAUGUUCUUGAAGUUCAUAUUUUAUAUAUUAUGCCAAUAUUUUUAGUACGUGCCUGCACCAUAUCCGUAGUAAGAAGUUAUAAAACCACACAGAUUCAUCUUGUGACAAAGAAACUCCGGCGACAAGUAACGAAAAUAAUCAACAAACACUCGCCAGCUUCAAAGGUCAAUUCUGUGACAGACACAAUUAGGUCAAACAUUGACAGCAAUAAAUCAACGGAAGCAAAUAAUAGUUUGAAAGCAAGCUUUCGGAAAGAUGAUCGAAACGGAGACAUCAAAACCAUCGUAAAGGAUGCCGAGAAUCCGCAGCAAAGUAGUUCCCAGGGCAGUGAUGUGUCCCGACCCAGUGUUCAGGUUCUUUGUGCUGACAGUGUUACGGCGGUGGAAAAUCCCGUCUUUAAUAUGGAUGAUGAAAUGACCGAUAUUACGUCACUUCCUGUUUCCUGUAAAAAUGGGCUGUUGAUCUUAGAAUCCGAAUUAGACCAAUAUGAUGAAGUGACGUAUCUCUGAACAUUUUGUGAAUCAUUUUAUUAUAAACAAAUUCAUUAUAAUUUGUAUCUAAUGUUUGUUAACUUUGUACGAAAGCAAAGGACUGAUCAUUUGAAUACAUAUCGAAAAAAUGAA